Aspergillus brunneoviolaceus CBS 621.78 is the source of this 435-nucleotide messenger RNA. RefSeq lists its product as uncharacterized. The transcript has 2 exons. The record is from RefSeq and is a predicted model, not a curated record. NCBI's taxonomy places the organism in Eukaryota, Fungi, Ascomycota, Eurotiomycetes, Eurotiales, Aspergillaceae. The annotation marks the transcript as partial.
CCCCUCCUCACCCACCUGCGCACAAAACUCCACCCCCUCGUAAGCAGCACAACCGGCCAGUCCCACCCCUCCUUCCCGCAGACCCUGCUGGCCUUCCACUGCCUCACCCACGCCCAGCUGGACAGUCUGGCGCGGCACUUCCACCAGGUUUAUCCGGCGGUACCGGCCACCGAGUACUACCCGAUCACGGUGCCGCCGUGGGUUGGGACGGAGGGGGCGGCGGAGGUGGAUUUGGAGGUCAAGCGGCGCAGGUUUGGGAGGUUUAUUGGGUUGAGGGGGUGUGAGUCGCCCACUUUGGAAUCUUCUGGUCAGGAGGGGAGGAAUGCGUGGACGCCGGAGGAGAUGCUGGCGCGCAUGGCGAAGGAGUGGGAUGCAGCCAUGGAGCGGGCGAAAUGGGAUUCCAACUUUGCGUUGCGGUGGAAGAUGGGGGGGUAG